Phanerochaete carnosa HHB-10118-sp is the source of this 1711-nucleotide messenger RNA. RefSeq lists its product as uncharacterized. The transcript is spliced from 2 exons. NCBI's taxonomy places the organism in Eukaryota, Fungi, Basidiomycota, Agaricomycetes, Polyporales, Phanerochaetaceae. Bases 27 to 1478 code for a protein of 483 amino acids. The record is from RefSeq and is a predicted model, not a curated record.
CGUUAUUUGUCUCUGAACCGGUGCUAAUGUCCGAUGCAUUAGGAACACUACUGCCUGAUGAGCUCGUCCGCGCCGUCCUGGUGUGGCUUGAUGAUAACGAAUCCGAGACAUGGGAAAGGACAUUCAAGCGCGGCCUCACGCCCUGUAGCUUGACCUGCCGCUACUGGGCCAAGCUCAUUAGGCCCAUCCUCUUCAAAUAUCUUACUCUCGAGAGUGCAGACGACGUAUCCCAACUGGCCGCGAUUCUCGGCGCACAUGACUUCCUGGGCUGUCCGAUCGGGAAUUGCAUAGUCAAUCUAACACUUGUUGAAAAUCCAACAUCCUCCGGCAUCCCAUGGGGUCACCAGCUUGCUCUGAGAUCAUACCAACAAGUCCCUUUCGCCAAGGUCACUUGGACCAUAAAGGGUGCUCCGACAGAUAGUCAGCUUCAGCCAUCACGAAAGUGGCCGACGCUUCCGCCCGCUCUGCUUCCCAGGGUACUACCUGCGUCUCCGAUACCUCUUUCCCGCCUCGCCUUAUCUAAUUUGCAUGUUUCAUCUGCUCGCGGCUUGGUGAACUUUGUCAAAGGGACGCAGCUCAACAUACUGGAGCUUGAGAACGUUACCUUCCCGGGGAACCCUGGGCAUAUCCUUCGUCCACGAUCCUCUCCUCAGCAACAACCUCGGCGCAUCGACUUCUGCGAGCUCUAUAUACAGCGCUGUAUUGAGAAGUCGACGGACCUUCCGUUCUGGAUCAAGUUGUCCAAUGCUAUCUUUACCGGCCAACGUCGGCCGCCAUCAGACAACGACACCGAGGCGCUAGUUACAAAACAUCUCAACCUCGUUGCAUCACUCCAUCAAUGCGAGGAUAGCAUGUCAUUGUUGUGGGUCGGAUACAUGCCCUACUUGAAUAGCGGAAAUUACUACUACGAAUACACCCUCUACAAAGCUGGUGCAGAGGGCGCGAUCGCGGAGGUGCAUAUUCCAGCCAAGAGCGGCGCCAACCCACGCAUCGUGCGAGUCACGUUUGUAUGUCCAGACGCGGAUGGCGAGUACCUGUCUUCGCUGCUUCAUCAGCUAGAGGCCGCGUUCAUCGACAUAAACGGUAUCGAUAUCCCUGAGCUGCUCAUUAAGUGCGACAUCAGAGACUCCAGCAGGGCCUUGGUAUGCGACGUACUGGAAGGGCGCAUAUUGACGCAGCUUCGUGCGCGGCAGCCAAAAAAGGUCCUCAUAGACGUCUCGCUUGGUAACCGUGCUACUAUUGAAAAUAUCCUCUCUGCCCCAUCAUGCAUCAGCCACGGCGAUGAGACCAUAUCGCUGAGCACUGUUCAGCGUGCGGAAUGGUUGCUGCGCUGGGAACACGAGAGGGACGCCUACCUGCGGGAGCAGCUGCAUGCUGCCCAGGCGGCCAAAGCGACAGCGAACACAAGCUCUGAAACAGCACCAGGAGCCACGGAAGGGUCUGAGGACGACAUAGCAGAGCGAGCCCAGGGGCUGUGAGGUUCGGGGACGAAGAAGAACAGGGCGAAUUCAAGUAGAGCGGGUAGUAUUGGGUGUAGGGAGGGAUUCGAUACGUUGUCGGACAAAGGGCACGAACGGGAAAUUGCGUAAACGGCUGCAUUGGGCCAGCGGAGGCGGAGGACAGACUCGGACUGGCCCAGAUAUUUGGAUAGUAUGUGUACGUGAUUCUACUCUGAACAGUAUCCCUCCCCUUACGUAUACUUAAGUUCCCC